This is a messenger RNA of Gaeumannomyces tritici R3-111a-1, 534 nucleotides long. RefSeq lists its product as hypothetical. The transcript is spliced from 2 exons. Bases 1 to 534 code for a protein of 177 amino acids. NCBI's taxonomy places the organism in Eukaryota, Fungi, Ascomycota, Sordariomycetes, Magnaporthales, Magnaporthaceae. The record is from RefSeq and is a predicted model, not a curated record.
AUGUCUAGCAACUACAACAGCAACGCCAACACCUCGGCCGUAUCCAGUGCCGCUGGCUCUUCCCAGGGCAAAAACGAGACACUAUACUCGCCUCUCGCUCAGUGGCUUGCCCAGCCAGCCAAGAACGACCCCUGGUCAGCUCAGGCGGUCAGGAAUACCACGGACCAGGGCAACCAGAGCUUCACGGCUCCGGUGACAGCCCCCGCGCGGGAUGGUGACUGCUGGAGCACGAUGGCCGUCAAAGGGGGCGGCCGUGGGAAGAAGUCAUCGCACACGCAGUGGGCCGUCGAGCCCGACUGCUUGCAGCACUUUGACUUGCAGUUGGCGCUGAGCUGCCACUUCUUGCUCGCGUUGCAGACCUGGAUGCUGCUGCCGGAGCACCUGUACCUGCCCGGGCUGCAGGACUGGUUCGGGGGCGGCUUGUCCCCCUUGUCGUCCCCCUUCUACCUAGCCGCGAGCUCCACGGGCGCCUCCUGCUGGACGGACGUCGCGAAGACGGCUGGGGCCAGGGCGAGGGCGGCGGCGAGGUGGUGA